Molecule: messenger RNA, 278 nt
Organism: Sphaeroforma arctica JP610
Lineage: Eukaryota; Ichthyosporea; Ichthyophonida
Exons: 1
Source: RefSeq, a predicted model, not a curated record
AUGUCAGAGGAGUCUGGCCUAGCCCUGCAAAAAGACGCCAAUGCUCAGUUAGGCCUGGGGAGCCUUGGUAGACUCACGCAAGAACUAUAUACACGCACGGAUAGUACCAUAUUCAGCAGUAGUCCGACGCUGGGUGAGUUCCUCCGAGAUCUGUUAUUAGACUCGGAGCUAAUCAAGGGCAAAGUGGAGAAUGAGCGCGCGAUAUUUGCCGUGGCCGAGGAUAAGAUGCGCAAAGAAUACGCCAUGCUAACCAGAGAGAGACGUUUGUUGGACGGGAG